Messenger RNA from Trifolium pratense (red clover), 1661 nucleotides. RefSeq names its product alkylbase DNA glycosidase-like protein mag2. Gene Ontology annotation, cellular component: protein-DNA complex; nucleus. The transcript has a single exon. Gene Ontology annotation, molecular function: DNA-3-methyladenine glycosylase activity; alkylated DNA binding; DNA-7-methylguanine glycosylase activity. The coding region runs from base 46 to 864 and encodes 272 amino acids. Lineage: Eukaryota; Viridiplantae; Streptophyta; Magnoliopsida; Fabales; Fabaceae. The record is from RefSeq and is a predicted model, not a curated record. Gene Ontology annotation, biological process: base-excision repair, AP site formation; base-excision repair; DNA alkylation repair.
CAAACCCUAAAUCAGAAACAUCAUAAUUUCUUCACCCCCAAAACCAUGAAACGAACUCGAUCCCAAACCAAAUCCAAUUCCAUUUCCAACAACAAUCCACAACCCCAAAUCAAAACCCUAAACUCUUCAAAAAUCCCUUUCCCCGCCAAAAAAAUCCCAAAACUCACCACCAAAAAACCAAUUCUUUCACCUUCAUCAUCACCACCACCAAUCGCAAAACCAUUAUCAUCAACCGGAGAACUCGAAACCGCCCUCAACCACCUCCGUGCCGCCGAUCCACUCCUCUCAACCAUAAUCAACACCUUCCCUUCUCCCCAAUUCUCAAACAAAAUCACGCCUUUCUUUUCUCUCAUCAAAACCCUAAUUUCCCAACAACUGUCAAACAAAGCUUCAUCAUCAAUCGAAAACCGUUUCAUUUCUCUCUUUGAUUCACAAUCUUCAAUUCUCCCAAACGCGGUUCUAUCCCUUACCCCAACUCAGCUUCGUGAAGUCGGAAUCUCAGGACCAAAAUCAACCUACAUUCAUGAUCUUUCGACGAAAUACGCUAAUGGUUUUUUGUCGGAUUCAUCGAUUAUUGAAAUGGAUGAUGAAAUGUUGUAUGAGAAAUUAACUUCGGUUAAAGGAAUUGGACCUUGGUCUGUUCAUAUGUUUAUGAUUUUUACACUUCAUCGUCCUGAUGUUUUGCCUGUUGGUGAUCUUGUUGUGAGAAGAGGUGUGGAAAAAUUGUAUGGUCUUAAGGGUUUGCCUUCACCUUCACAAAUGGAGGUUUUGUGUGAGAAAUGGAAGCCUUAUAGGUCUGUUGGGUCUUGGUAUAUGUAUAGGUUUCUUGAAGCUAAAGGGGUUUUGCCAAGUCAUACUACUUAGUUUAUGUUCGAAGAUUUAGUGAAGUUUCAAAGUGUAGGCCUUUGCCAGAAUUACAGUGGUUCACCUGCCAAUUUGACCGAUGAUCCAAACAAAGUUUUAUAGCGUGUUUGGUUGCGUGGUGGGCUGCCGCAGUUGUGUGUCUGGAGCCUCUUAAACGCGGAAAAUGAGAAGCUGGGAUUUGGUGUGUCAAAACAAUGCGUGUUUGCAGGCUUUCUAAACGCUAAAACAAACACUUGCUUAGUGUCAUGAAGUUGUAUUUGUGUUUCAAGUUCUAACCUUUGCUAUUUUGUUAGUCUUUGAACAUGUGGCUGAUUUGUGUUAGAACCAGACAAUCAGUAAUGUUUUGUAUUUAUGGUUUAGUGAAAAUCAAUUGGGUUGCUUGUUUGAGAAGGAAAAGUUGUUUGAAGAUGCUAAGGCAUAGGUAUAGGGGUGUGUGGUUUGGAUGGAUAAUAUGAAACUUUUGGAGGACAAGUUUAGAGAGAUAAAUGUCAUGAUAUUAACAUCUGAGAUGAAUGAAUAUUUACACGGCCUUUAGUUGCUUUGUGCAUGUUUGAAUUGAUUGUGAGUUUGAUAUUAUUUUGAGACUCGGAAGUAUAGUUUUUGUCAAAAUUAUAGUACAGGUUAUGAUUCUGCCAUUGCCAAACCAAAAACGCACAUGCUGUGUCAAGGUAUUUGUUUGAUUCGUUUGUUGGAUCAGAUGUGUGUGUAGGACGAUUCUCUCUCGGGCAAUGCCUUAUAGUAAUGCCUUAUAUUGUUUGCUUGGGAUGAUAAUUAUUUUGUAGGACUUUGCUAUUGAA